Molecule: messenger RNA, 1781 nt
Organism: Mizuhopecten yessoensis (Yesso scallop)
Lineage: Eukaryota; Metazoa; Mollusca; Bivalvia; Pectinida; Pectinidae
Product: probable polyketide synthase 16
Exons: 3
Biological process (GO): fatty acid biosynthetic process
Molecular function (GO): fatty acid synthase activity
Source: RefSeq, a predicted model, not a curated record
GUACCGGUACGCCUAUCGGUGACCCCGUUGAAGUCAACAGUCUUGGUAGCUUCUUUAAAGAUUAUCCGAUACAGCAUGAGGACGUGACAGAACAGCGAUUCAUCGGGUCCGUCAAAACCAACAUCGGACAUCUCGAAUCUGGAGCUGGAGCUGCAAGUAUCAUCAAGACACUUUUAAUGAUGAACUCAAUUGCACCAGGCAAGAAUUACAAGAUAGUCUACGUGUUCUGUGGCGUUGGAACGGCUUGGACCAAAAUGGGAAUAGAACUUGUCAGAGACUUCCCUGUGUUUGCCGACGCUUUGAGAAGUAUUGAUAUAUUUCUGACGCCGCUGACCGGAUGGUCGAUUUUGGACAAGUUACGAGACGGUGCAGAAAUGGAGGACCCAUUUAUUAGUCAUAUCGGUAUAUUUGCAUGUCAAAUUGGACUGUCGUACCUCUGGAAGCAAUGGGGUAUCUGUCCUGACGCGAUCGUUGGUCAGUCUGUAGGUGAGGUGGCCGCUGCCUGCAGUGGUGGUGUACUUUCCCUGAGGGAUGCAGUCAAUGUCAUCUACUACAGAUCUAAAUUUCUUGCAGAGUCAUCAGGAGGCAGAAUGAUGGUGAUAAGGAAUACAAGUACCUCAAGAGUAGCAGAAAUAUGUGACAAGGUUGGCCGUGUCAAUAUUGCAGUUCAUAGCAGUCCUGUCGCAUGCACAUUAUCCGGUGGUGACACGCAAGUGGAAGCAGUAAAAAGUCUCAUAAUAGACAAUGCCAAACUGACGAAUGAAAUACCAAUGUUCCAUGACUUGAAAGUAGAUUGCGCUUACCACAGUUAUAAGGUGGAGAAAGCGGCUCAACGCAUUCAGGAACGUUUAGAAGGUAUUGAAGUGAAUGCACCAAAUAUACCAAUAUUUUCCACAGUGACGGGGGGACAAUUGGACGAUUUCGGUACGCCGCAGUACUGGCAGCAGAAUGUCGCUAGACCAGUAUUGUUCCACCAGGCACUUCGGGAAGCGUCAAACGAAAAGUCAACUGUGUUCCUGGAAAUCGGUCCCAAACCCGUUUUGAAGGCGCAUUUAAGAGACAUUUUUCAAGACAUAGAUGUCACCACAAUUCCCUCUAUGAAACUAAAUAGUGGUACGUCACAAGUGCAUACUACAUUAAGCGACUUGUAUGUAUUGGGUGUAAAUCCAGUCUGGGAAAAUAUCGUGGAGAAACAAAACCUAACAGACAUGCCCCAAUACCAGUUUGAUGGCCAAAAACUGAUGGUAGAGUCCGAUUACCGUUUCCUCAGAAAGCAAGGAUUGAUGGACGACUCCUCAGGUAGAUACCUCAUGUUGACACAAAAAGAAAAGGAAGGGGAAUUCAAAGUCAACUUCAGUCCGAAUGGAACUCCUUUUGUGUAUGAGCACGUCAUAGAUGACGCCAUUAUCAUUCCAGGCGCAGUUUACACUGAGGUGGCAUUUGAACUUGGAAUGAACGUGAUGGGUAUGGCUGCUGAAAGUAUGCAUGUCGAGUAUGAAAUCAUAAAAGCCAUUCCCUUGUCGAAAGGAAAGCCUUCUUCUCUUGAUAUGUCAACGGAAGUCACAGAAACGAAAGAUGGUUUGACAAAUGUAACAUUUACUAUUGCAAAGGAUGCGAUAAUCGUUGCUAAAGGAUCCGUUACAAACGGUUAUCAUGCACACAAGCACAUAGUUCCGAUUGAGGAUGUGCGUAUACGUACUGGCAAACAUAUGGAGCGUGAAGAACUUUACAGCGAGUUGGCAAAGUAUGGCUACAAAUACGGUCCGCCAGUCCAGAGGUAG